This is a messenger RNA of Uncinocarpus reesii 1704, 828 nucleotides long. RefSeq lists its product as uncharacterized. The record is from RefSeq and is a predicted model, not a curated record. The transcript is spliced from 2 exons. Bases 1 to 828 code for a protein of 275 amino acids. NCBI's taxonomy places the organism in Eukaryota, Fungi, Ascomycota, Eurotiomycetes, Onygenales, Onygenaceae.
AUGCCAGAAGAAAUUGAAAACAGAAAAUUCCUAAGGCUGGAAGAGGAGGAAAAGGGGUGUAAAAGAAAAAAAAAAGAGCAAACAGAGGACUGUUGGCAUGCUCUCCGGCGUGCCAGUAAGAGCGCCUGGAGGAAGAAGAAGAAGAAGAAGAAGCGGAAGAGAGGGGGGCAGCAAUGGGAGAAAACGAAAAAAAAAAUCAACGAUAGCCAUACGAACGAAGGGAUCGUAAAGACAACUGGGCUACGUACGCACACGAUAGAAAUCCAUCAGUUCAGGCGUCUUCAUUGCCGUCGUCAUUGUCGAGUAGCAUCAACAAACAUCGUUCAGCCUGCUGCGGGAGCAAUGCGAGUUGAGCGAAUGGAGAGCAAGAAGAGCAAGAAACAGGCACAAUCUGUGCUCUGGCGCGGCUGUGGCGGACGAAUCGCUGGGGAGAAAUGCAUUCUGGUCGUUGACGGUUUGACGGCCUGCAGAGGCUCGCAUCCCUGUAGGCUGCGGAACGCGCCCUCCCCCCCUCCUCCAAGCCCGUCAAGGAUAGGGAGCAUGCAAGAGGGCAACCCCCGGCUAUUCAAGAAGAGAGAUGGCAUGUCCUUCCCGAGACGAAUCAGGUGUGCGGACCAAGCCAACAUUUUAGCUUCGUUGGUGCAAGGGUUCAAUCGACACGGGCUCGAAGGGCAUUCGGGUCUGGAACAACUUCAUGUGGGCUGCAGACGAGCGACGUGCAGUGGGAUCAUGUCGUCGCUUGUACGACCGUUGGGUAGGAAGGGCCUUCGUCGAACUACCGCUGGCGUUUGCCGUGUAAAAAAAAAUGCAGCUCGACAUGCUGUGUGA